AUGAAGCUUCUGUCUUAUAAGACUGCUCUGCUCUUAGACCUCGUAUCGGCUAAAAGGAUGGAGCUAGGGGUCACUCUGCAACUGAACGCUGCAUAUUUGCCUAAGGUCAUCCCGCUCAACUACGGUUCCAUGACCAUUGAGCUUUUGGGCUUCAGUAGUCCUCCUUUUGCCUCUGAGGAGCAGAGGAGACUGCAUUGUCUGUGCCUGGUUCGUGCUCUGCAGGCUUAUAUAAAUUACACUCAGAGUAUCAGUAAAACAGACCAACUGUUUGUGUGUUUCGCCAAACCCUCCAUGGCUAAAGCUUUGUCAAAGCAAAAACAUUCUCAUUGGAUUGUGGAGGCCAUUUCCCUGUGUUACAGCGUCACUGGCUCCCAGCUCACCCUAGGGAUCAGGGCACACUCUACUAGGGGAGAGGAACAAGCCAGGCCACACGAGGGCGUGAUGUCCUAUAGUACCUUACUUUUUGUGUUUAUAUCUCAGCUGCCUCUUGGUUUUCCUACCUGCCCACUUAUCCUCUCCCAGUCAUCCUCAGCUAUUCACUCCCCCAGAUUCCUCCUCAGUUUUUCCCUUAUGACCUUUGACCUCUUAUUUUUGUUCUGUUUAGUCCAGUCUCCUAGUUGUCCUCCCAUGUCUCUGGCCCAGUCCAAAUACUCGCACUGCACCUUACGGUCCUCAGCAAUGUGCACUUGGAGGAAGUGCUUCUGCUUUGUCUCCUUCUGCUUCUACUUCUGCUUCUGCUGCUUCUUCUCCUGCUUCUUCUUAUUCUACUUCUGCUUCUGCUGCUUCUUCUUCUGCUUCUGCUUCUUCUUCUGCUUCUACUUCUGCUUCUUCUGCUUCUGCUUUGUCUUCUCCUGCUUCUUCUUAUUCUACUGCUUAUUCUGUUUCUCCUUUUUCUGUUUCUUCUUCUUUUGCUUCUUCUCCUUCUGCUUCUUCCUAUUCUACUUCUGCUUCUGCUUUGUCUUCUUCUGCUUCUACUUCUUCUGUGCUGCUUCUCUUGCUUCUCCUUCUGCUUCUACUUUUGCUUCAUCAUCUUCUGCUUCUGCUGCUUCUUCUCCUGCUUUUUCUUGUUCUACUUCUUAUUCUGCUUUGUCUCCUUCUGCUGCUUCUUCUUAUUCUACUUCUGCUUCUUCUUCUGCUGCUGCUUCUGCUUCAUCAUCUUCUGCUUCUGCUUCUUCUUCUUCUUCUGCUUCUACUUCUGCUUCUUCUGCUUCUGCUUUGUCUUCUCCUGCUUCUUCUUAUUCUACUUCUUAUUCUGCUUCUCCUUCUUUUUCUGUUUCUUCUUCUUUUGCUUCUUCUCCUGCUUCUUCUUAUUCUACUUAUGCUUCUGCUUUGUCUCCUUCUGCUUCUACUUCUGCUUCUACUGCUUCUUCUCCUGCUUCUUCCUCUCCUGCUUCUUCUUAUGCUGCUUCUGCUUUGUCUUCUUCUGCUUCUACUUCUGCUUCUGCUGCUUCUUCUCCUGCUUCUUCUUAUUCUACUUCUGCUUCUGCUUUGUCUUCUUCUGCUUCUACUUCUGCUUCUUCUGCUUCUACUUCUGCUGCUUCUUCUCCUGCUUCUUCUUAUUCUACUUCUGCUUCUGCUGCUUCUUCUUCUUCUUCUGCUUCUACUUCUGCUUCUUCUGCUUCUGCUUUGUCUUCUCCUGCUUCUUCUUAUUCUACUGCUUAUUCUGUUUCUCCUUUUUCUGUUUCUUCUUCUUUUGCUUCUUCUCCUUCUGCUUCUUCCUAUUCUACUUCUGCUUCUGCUUUGUCUUCUUCUGCUUCUACUUCUUCUGUGCUGCUUCUCUUGCUUCUCCUUCUGCUUCUACUUUUGCUUCAUCAUCUUCUGCUUCUGCUGCUUCUUCUCCUGCUUUUUCUUGUUCUACUUCUUAUUCUGCUUUGUCUCCUUCUGCUGCUUCUUCUUAUUCUACUUCUGCUUCUUCUUCUGCUGCUGCUUCUGCUUCAUCAUCUUCUGCUUCUACUGCUUCUGCUGCUUCUUCUUGUUCUUCUUAUUCUGCUUCUCCUUCUGCUGCUUCUUCUGCUCCUUCUGUUUCUGCUUCUUCAUAUUAUACGUCUGCUUCUUCUUAUUCUACUUCUUCUUCUGCUUCUGCUGCUUCUCCUCCUCCUCCUCCUCCUCCUCCUCCUCCUUCUUCUGCUUCUUCUUCCAACACUGAAGAACAAGCACGUUAAAAAUCUCAUAUUCAACAUUACAUAAUGGCAAACAAUCAAAUUGUGUUUGGUAUAAAUUAAUUUAAUACAAAGAAGGGAUGUAUUAACCAAGACAAAGGUUGCUAAAAUGUUCCAAUCCAACAAGUUUGUUUGUAGGCUGAUUACUAAAUAAAAUAAAAAUGUUAGUGGAAGCUGGUCUGGAAAACCUCAAAAGGACAAAUAUUUCAGGAAUUAGAUAAGUCCUACACUAUACUAGAGUGUCUUUUUUGAAAGGACAAAUAUUCAGACCAUAGUAACUUAUUAACCUAUUCAUAAAGUAGUAAAUGGCUGUGUCUUGUAAUCUGUAGUUUGUCAGUAAACUAAUAAAGUUCAGAAGAGCAAGUUCAAUUUAGCAUACGUGUUUUUAAUUUUUGUCUUUUCUCACGGAUUUAAUGUGUAGCACAACAAACAGCCACAUUCACAUGAGUGGCCGUGUUCAGACACCAUGACAGUGUGGCUGACCUAGGAUCUGAAUCAGGAACUGGGAACGGAACCACAAGCCACCACUGUGUUGUGGCAGGAAGCACUACCUGUUUCAGUCAGACCCAGAUAAAACACAGAUGUGUGCUUUGUAACUUGCUUUUAGUGAUUUCAGUGUACUGAAUGUAUCUGGGUGUGCUUCUUAAUGAAGUUGCUUUCAUUUUAAAAGAUACAACCCCCUAAAAUGUCAAGUCAUGCUUGCUGACAUCAUAAAAUCCAGUCCGACACAGUUUCAUUUUCUGUUUAUCGGAAGUCAGUCUCGCCAUCGAGAUCUUUAUUACUCACUCUUGUCAUUUCUGAGAACUCUGGAUUUGCUUUCUGUUUUCAGUCUGAUCACAUGAACUCUCCCAGCUGCAUCUGCUAGAUCAACAACCACUUAUAUCUUUUACAUGUAUUUCUCCUCUUGAA
Nothobranchius furzeri (turquoise killifish) is the source of this 3068-nucleotide messenger RNA. The record is from RefSeq and is a predicted model, not a curated record. Lineage: Eukaryota; Metazoa; Chordata; Actinopteri; Cyprinodontiformes; Nothobranchiidae.